AUGAAUGGUUGCAAUUCUGAUUUUGAUGGAAAUGGUCUUUCCAUGGAAGUUUCAGCCAUAUAUCUUGCCAUGAAAAACUCAAAGUUGGAAUGUGUUGAUGAGCACGGUCAGGAUCCAGUGUCUUCUGACAUAUGGACAGAGGAGGAUGACUGUUCUAGCCUCAUUGCCUCCAUCGAUCCAGCUGUUCUAGCCUCAUUGCCUCCAUCAAUGCAGCUGGACCUUCUUGUUCAGGUAGUUUAG
Sphenostylis stenocarpa is the source of this 240-nucleotide messenger RNA. Lineage: Eukaryota; Viridiplantae; Streptophyta; Magnoliopsida; Fabales; Fabaceae. The record is from the annotation of a GenBank genome assembly.